CCCCCUCCUCCUCCAUCCUCUUAUUCUUUCCCCCCUUACCUUUGCCAUGGCUCUCGAGUUGUAUGUCUGGGGUCCGGCGCUUGGCCUCGACUCGAUCGAUCCCGAGUGCUUAGCUGCCGUCGCUUGUCUCCGUCGGCUCGUUCCUCGCGGAGACUGGUCCUUAAUCGCCAGCAACGACGCUACCGCCGGUCCGGGUUGCCGUCUCCCGGCGCUGAGCCACAGUGGCGUUUGGACUUCCGGAUAUGCCAACAUCCUCUCGUAUCUAGCUCGGCAUGGCAUUUUUCACAUUGACGACGGCCUCACCACGCUACAGAAAGCCGAUUCCCUAGCCUACGCCUCGUUUCUGGCAACUCGCGGCGCUGGUCUAGUUGCCAUGUCGCUCUACGUCUCCCCUAGGGCGUGGGCCGAGAUUACCCGGCCAGCCUACUCAUCCCUGCUCCCCUUCCCCCUAACGUGGACGAUACCGUCGGCCGUCCGUGCCGCUGCUGUUCAAACCGCUGAGCAUCUAGGUAUCGGCCACCUGGCUGCUGAGGUCGACGCCGAGGAACCUCUCCCAUCUAGCGGUAUAGCUGAGACCACCACCACCGGAUUUCUCCGACUCCGGCAUCGUCUAGGGCCUAGCCGCACCAUGCAGCCCGAGCAUGCGGCCUCCAUCCGCUUUCAGCACUUUGCAGAGGAUUUUUAUCAUGUCAUGGACCAGCUCCGAGGGGACAAGAAAUUCUUCCUGCAGGAUGAUAAGCCGUCGUCGCUUGACUUCUUAGCGUAUGGUUACCUACAAUUAAUGCGUGUGCGCACGCCGCAUCCUAUCCUCAAGACAGCGCUAGAGAAGUCCUACAGUCGCCUAGCGGGAUUCUUGAGCGAGAUGGAGGCCUUUGAGCACGGUCAGGAUCUGCCUUGGCGGGAACCUGCACCUCGUGGCGCACUAGGCCUGAUCAGUAGCUUCGCUGCAGGAUCCCUGGAGGCAGUCCCCGGCGUUGACAAUGGCUGGCGGAAGUGGCGCGACGGUGGUGUCCAGGAGGGCUGCGGAGGCGAUGGCGCGAGUCAUCCCACGCAGGUGGUCGUCGCCAUUGGGGGAGCUGUGGCGAGCGUGGUCGCCCUGUGCGUCGUAGCGCUCUUUCGUGCACUAUCCCCGUUCGGUGCGAGCACACAUCGUUUCGAACAGAUUAAAGAAAAUGAUGCCAACGAUACCGGCCUCAAAAAGUUCGGAGAGGUGGGUAUGCUUCUGGAUGGGCUUCCGGUAUGGGAGUUGCCCGAGGUCGCUCCCCCGCCCUCCUCCUCUCCAAGGUAGGGUGGCCCACGUGUCCGACGUAAGGGAGUGGCGCGAACGUCGACGGCGAUAGCAACGACGGCAUUCGCGGCUGAGCCUGGCGGCCCUCUCGGGAAAAUGGGGUGUGUGUGGGUGGUAUGUCUUGUCUGAUGGGCUGAGUUCCGACCCCUAGUUAGACAAGCGUUGAGGGUGUGGUGGCUAUUUGGGAGUUGUCUUGCGAAG
Messenger RNA from Durotheca rogersii, 1489 nucleotides. RefSeq names its product Tom37 C-terminal domain-containing protein. Gene Ontology annotation, cellular component: SAM complex. The record is from RefSeq and is a predicted model, not a curated record. Gene Ontology annotation, biological process: mitochondrion organization. The transcript is spliced from 2 exons. NCBI's taxonomy places the organism in Eukaryota, Fungi, Ascomycota, Sordariomycetes, Xylariales, Xylariaceae. The coding region runs from base 47 to 1288 and encodes 413 amino acids.